AUGGCGCCCGCAGGAGAGAAGAAUGGCGGCAAGCGCAGGAUGGAGGAGGGAGCGGAGGAAGAGAAUGGAGACGGUGGAAAGCGGAGACGGGUUGAGGGAACGGAGGGAGAGAGCGGGGGGGUGCAGCCGAAGAAGAAGCCGACCAGCGAGCAGCGCAAGAAGGAUCAGAGAGCCUUUGAUCUGGGCAUGCGGAAGGUCGCGAAGGUGGGGCUGGGGAUGACGGAGGCCUGGCCUUCGAAGGGAAGGGCGAACGCGUAUGCGGAGGCAAACGGGAAGCAGGUGGAUUGGGAGAAGGUGAUGAAAUUGGCGAAGGAGCCCAGGGGGCCGGGGGUCAAGGUGGAGGAUGCGGAGUGGCACAAGUGUGUGACGCGCAAGGGGGAGGGGGGUGCUCUCCGGUCUGUGGAGGGGCACCCUGCUGGUGGGGAGGAUGUUGGAGGGAUGGGGAUGGGGUAUGCUCCCCAGCCUGUGGAGGAGCACCCUGCUGGUGGGGAGAUUUUUGGAGGGAUGGUGGAUUGGGCUCAACCCCAGUUUGUGGUGGGGUUCCCUUUUCCCGGGAGGGAUUUCGGAGGGAUGGAGGAUGGAGGUKCUGGUGGGGAGGAUCUUGGAGAAGGGUUGGAUCUCCGUGCUCUCCAGCCUGCGGGGUAG
This is a messenger RNA of Ramularia collo-cygni, 645 nucleotides long. RefSeq lists its product as uncharacterized. Bases 1 to 645 code for a protein of 214 amino acids. The record is from RefSeq and is a predicted model, not a curated record. NCBI's taxonomy places the organism in Eukaryota, Fungi, Ascomycota, Dothideomycetes, Mycosphaerellales, Mycosphaerellaceae. The transcript has 4 exons.